Quercus lobata is the source of this 3198-nucleotide messenger RNA. Its product is annotated as receptor-like protein EIX1. The transcript has a single exon. Gene Ontology annotation, molecular function: protein binding. The record is from RefSeq and is a predicted model, not a curated record. Lineage: Eukaryota; Viridiplantae; Streptophyta; Magnoliopsida; Fagales; Fagaceae. Bases 348 to 2498 code for a protein of 716 amino acids.
CCUUCAACAUUGUAAAUUGUCAAAGCAACGAUGGCUAGCAUGAAAACCACCUUUCUACUUGCUCUUAUUUUCCUUCUUUUGCAAACUGAGUUUAUUUCACUUGAAGUUAUAUGGUCCAAUUCUAGUGCUGGCAACUCCACUGUGGGUUGCAUUGACAUGGAAAGGGAAGCCCUUCUUAAAUUUAAAGAAGGUCUUGAUGAUCCUUCAAGAACUCUUUCUUCCAGGGUUGGCGAAGAUUGCUGCAACUGGUUGGGAGUAGGCUGUAGCAAUCGAACAGGUAACAUCAUAAAACUCGACCUCAAUGGCCAACUUUUAUGUGAUCAAAUGUCUGGUAAUACCUCAACAGAAUGUUGGAAUCCUUUGAUCGGUGUUUUAUUUUCUCCUCUUUGCUUGAAUUAAAAUAUCUAAAUUACUUGGACCUAAGCAAUAACAAUUUCACUGGAAUCCCUUUCCCAAAUUUCAUUGGUUCUCUCAAUAAGUUGAGUUACCUUAAUCUAUCCCUUUCAAACUUUGGUGGAACGAUCCCUCCUCAAAUUUGGAAUCUUUCUAACUUGCUUUAUCUUGAUCUCUCUUUGAAUUCCCUAACAGCUUCAAACAUAAAUUGGCUCUCCGGUCUCACUUCCCUAAAAUACCUCAAUUUGAAUGGCGUGAACCUUUCUGAAGCAACUACUGAUUGGCUUCAAACUGUUAAUUUGCUCCCUUCUCUGUUGGAGUUGCACUUGUCCAAUUGUGAACUUCAUUAUCUCCCUCAAAGUUUUCCCUCUGUCAACUUUACGUCACUUUCAGUACUUGAUCUCUCUUUAAAUGUCUUCAACCCUUCUUCAAUUCCUCAAUGGGUGUUCAAUUUCACUUCCCUCACAAAACUCGGACUUCGCCAGUGCAAUCUCAAAGGCUCCAUCCCUAAGAUUGCAAAGGGGAACAUUUGCAAUUUGAGGAACUUAGAUUUAUCAGAAAAUUAUAAUUUAAGUGGCGAAAUAACAGAAUUUUUCCAGGCCUUAUCGGAAUGCAGUAACAGUAGCCUAGAGGAGUUAUAUUUGGGCAUUAACCAACUCAUUGGGAAUAUCCCUCAUUCUUUGGGGAAUUUAAAACGUUUGAGAGUGCUUCAACUUUACGGCAACACAUUCUCCGGUUCAAUUCCAUCAUCUAUACAAAAUUUGUCCUGUUUGGAGAUACUGUCCCUCGAAGACAACAAGAUGAAUGGAACCAUACCAGAAUCAAUUGGACAACUUUCUGAGUUGAGAGAGUUGCGUCUCUCCGGGAAUUACUGGCAAGGUAUCAUGACUGAAACUCAUUUCCUAAAUCUCACAAAAUUGUCUUAUUUUUCCUUGUCGUCAUCAUCUAGUAACCUUUUAGUUUUCAAUGUGACACAUGACUGGAUUCCUCCUUUUAGUCUAAAAUAUGUCAAGAUUUUGGACUGUCAAUUGAACUCUACAUUCCCUGCAUGGCUUAGAACACAGAAGGAACUCACAAAGAUCCAUUUAGUAAAUACUGCAAUUUCGGAUACAAUAUCAAAUUGCUUGUGGAACUUGUCUUCACAGCUUGUGAAGUUAGAUCUUUCUCAUAACAAAUUAAUGGGAAAUCUCCCUAAGUCAUUAAACUUCUCUUUCUUGCUGAGGGUAUUUCUAGAUUUCAAUCAUUUAGAGGGUUCCCUACCACUAUGGCCUCAUGUGACUGAGUUAUCUCUGAGAAACAAUUCACUUUCAGGAACAAUACCAAUAAGAAUUGGCCAAGAAAUGUUAUUCUUGAAAGCUUUGGAUCUUUCUGGCAACUUUCUUAUUGGUAGCAUCCCAUCAUCCAUAAAUGAAAUAACAUAUUUGCGCUCUCUUCUUCUAUCUAACAAUUAUUUAUCUGGAAAUAUCGACUACCACUGGGAGAGAAUGCCAGGUCUGGUCUACAUAGAUCUGUCCAAGAAUAAUCUAUCUGGUGGCAUUCCAAGCUCAAUGUGCUCACUACAUCAACUUAUGUGGUUGCAAUUGAGUAACAACAAUUUUUCUGGGAAUCUCUCUUUAUGCCUGAAAUUUAUUUCAAGCAAAUCACUAAUGACACUUGAUCUUGGUGAGAAUAUAUUAUCAGGGCCCAUACCAGAAUGGAUUGGAGAAAGACUUUCGUCAAUAAAGAUAUUAAGCUUAAGAGGAAAUAUGCUCUUUGGGAAAAUUCCUAAACAAUUGUGCAAUAUCACUUGCAUCCAUGUCUUGGACCUUGCCCAAAAUAAUUUCUCAGGAUCUAUUCCAUCAUGUUUUGGUAGUUUGGUUGGUGACAAGUAUUUUGAUGGCAUAAUAUUUGAAGAGAUCACAGCGCAUAUGGAUUUCGUUGUUAAAGGAAGACAAUAUGAAUUCUACAAUCAGAUCUCAAUUGUUAAUCUCAUGGAUUUUUCAAAAAAUAGUCUUUCAGGAGAGAUCCCCACAGAACUAACAAAUUUGACCUUUUUGAAUUCGUUGAAUUUGUCAUGGAACCAUUUGACGGGAAUUAUACCAGAGAAUAUUGGAGCUUUGCGCUAAUUAGAAUCUCUUGACCUCUCAAGCAACCAUCUUUCAGGUCACAUUCCUUCAAGCAUGUCUUCCAUGACUUUUUUGAGCCAUUUGAACUUGUCAUAUAACAACUUGUCUGGACAAAUUCCAUCAACCAACCAGUUUCAAACCUUCAAUGAUCCGUCUAUUUAUGAAGGUAACCCACAACUUUAUGGGCCUCCUCCAUUGCCAACAAGUCUCUCAAUGCCAAGUGACAGGAAUGCAGAACAUAAAAAUGGUGAAGAUCAAUUUGAAAAGUUAUGGUUGUACCUAAGUAUUGCACUGGGUUUCAUUGUGGGAUUCUGGACUGUUUGUGGCAGCUUGUUGAUAAAGAAGUCUUGGAGACAUGCUUACUUCUGUUUUGCUGAUAAAGUGAAAGAAAAGCUUUUAGUGGUCAUUGCAAUGAAAAUGGUUUGUCUGCAGAGGAAGAUUCAAGCAGGAAGUCACUGAGAUUGGGCUAAUGGGAUCAAGCAGUGUAAUAUAUAUGUAUUGUACUGGUUCUUUGGUUGUCAUGUAUCGUACUUAAUAUUUUUGCUUAAGCUUUUUGGUUAAGUAAUGUCUCAAUAUGUGCCAAGUGGAGUCUUCUGUUAUCUCCCCAACAGGAGCUUCAAUAAAUUUGAAGCUGCACGUGACAAGACAAAUUAUAGUUUGUGCUUCUCAUGUAUCCUGUAAAAUAUAGUGAAGAUGCUUG